Messenger RNA from Myotis davidii, 1250 nucleotides. It is a transcript of the gene LRRC28, whose product is annotated as leucine rich repeat containing 28. The record is from RefSeq and is a predicted model, not a curated record. NCBI's taxonomy places the organism in Eukaryota, Metazoa, Chordata, Mammalia, Chiroptera, Vespertilionidae. Gene Ontology annotation, molecular function: protein binding. The coding region runs from base 66 to 1145 and encodes 359 amino acids. The transcript has 8 exons.
CUCAGAGAUGGACCGGUUCUGACAGGAUGUAGGGCUGCCGCGUGCCCGAUGGGAUCUGCGCAGCCAUGGCGUCCGAGCUCGGCAAGACCAUCUCGGUGGCAAGGCUGGAGAAGCACAAGAACUUGUUCUUGAACUACAGGAAUCUCGACCACUUCCCGCUGGAGUUACUCAAAGGCGAAGGGCUCCAGUUCCUGGAGAGACUCUAUAUGAAAAGGAACUCUCUGACCACCUUGCCAGAAAACCUUGCUCAGAAGCUUCCAAACCUGGUGGAACUGUACCUUCAUUCAAAUAACAUAGUUGUGAUUCCAGAAGCCAUUGGAUCCCUUAUAAAACUCCAGUGUUUGGAUCUUAGCGACAAUGCCUUAGAAAUCGUUUGCCCAGAAAUUGGUCGUCUGAGAGCUUUGCGUCAUCUCCGGUUAGCUAAUAACCAACUGCAAUUCCUACCUCCAGAGGUUGGCGAUUUGAAGGAGCUGCAGACACUAGACAUUUCUACCAAUCGUUUGCUAGCUUUACCCGAGAGGCUUCACCUGUGCCUUUCUCUGCAGUACCUCACCGUGGACCGAAACCGGCUGUGGUGUGUGCCGCGCCACCUCUGCCAGCUGCCCAGCCUCAAUGAGCUCUCCAUGGCCGGAAACCGGCUUGCGUUUUUGCCGCUUGAUCUAGGUCGAUCGCGAGAACUGCAGUACGUGUACGUGGAUAACAACGCCCACCUGAAAGGCUUGCCGUCCUACCUGUACAACAAGGUCGUCGGGUGCAAUGGCUGUGGGGCUCCCGUCCAAGUUUCCGAGGGGAAGCUGCUGUCCUUUUCAUCCGGGCCCCUCACCGUCUUCCUCCCCGCCGAGGUGAAGGCCAUCGGGACGGAGCAGGACCACAUCCUGCCGCUGCAAGAGCUGGCCAUGCGGAGCCUGCAUCACUACUACCACCGUUUCCUCAAAGGAGGACCACUGUUAGCUUUGUGGCUUACUGCUGCUCCACCCAGUGUCUGCAGACUUUUGACCUUCUCAGUUGAUAAACACUCAAGAGCCUCAGGAGGUUUGCCAGCCCGACAGCACAGCUGCCUGCGUGUCACAACGCUGUCUGAGCGGCGGCGGGACAGGGGCGCCAGCCAGGCCACACAGGCCCUCACAUCCUGGCACGUCCGGUGAGGGGGGACCGCAGAACUCUCUGGAAGUGUUGUGAUCGAGCUUCGGAGCUGAAAGGCCUCCCCGCUUCCCCCACGUUGGAAUAUAUCCUGCCCCCAAAUUAAGGAC